AUGUCUCCUGUCUUUUCACCUUUUACUGCAUGUGCAGUAGCAGCCUUGGCACUGUCAGGCGUCGUGACUUCUGCCCCUUUUGUCGAAGAACGUGCAAUAGGCUCAGCCAGUGUAUCCAGUACUGUCCUUGUCAUUGCACGUGAUGCGGCUUCUGCAGCGGUUGGAUACUCUGGGCUUCAAGGCUAUGGCAUUCCUUUCCAGACACUUCUAGUACCCUCAACCGGCGCGACCCUUCCGCAGCUGAAUUCUUCGACCACUGCCGGUAACUUCGGUGGCAUUCUCGUCUUGAGCGAGGUUUCGUACGACUACAACGAACAGUUUCUCAGUGCACUUACAGAGUCCCAAUGGCAACAACUCUACGACUAUCAGGUAGCGUUCGGAAUUCGAAUGGUUCGGGUUGAUGCUUUCCCUUCGGCAGACUUUGGCGUUAUCGACGUUAACGGCAACGGCAACGAUGAACCCGUCAGCAUCACCAACUCUUCAGAUUUUCCUACCGCCAACAUCAAAACCAAUGCACAGGUCAGCAUUGCCGGAAUCUGGCAUUAUCCAGCAACAAUCACCAAUACUUCAAUUGCCUGGGAAGUUGCACAGUUUUCUACGGUUGGCACAGCUGCAGUCGUCAACAGCAUUGGCGGUCGUCAACAGCAGGUCUGGUUCCUGCCGUUUGCGCAGGAUUGGUCCCCGGCAUCGAAUUUCCUCCAGCAUGCUUGGAUCCAUUGGAUGACCAGGGGCCUCUACGUGGGAUUUCGGAGAGUCUAUUUCAACACGCAAGUUGACGACAUGUUCUUGGAGACCGAUAUAUACUCCCCAGCUAACACAACCUUCCGCAUCCGACCCGACGAUCUUAGCAACCAUGUCACCUGGCAAGCUAACCUCAACACCCGCUUGCCCUCUGGCUCCCAAUAUGUCAUCGAAAUUGGCCACAAUGGGAACGGAGACAUUGAGGCUGCUCUCGAUACAGCUGGCUCGUCUACCUGCAAACCAGACACUGCUAUUGAAUACGCCGACCAGAUCGAUACCCCUUUAGAAUUCCAAAAGCCUCUUGGGACUGGCACAAACAUAUGGCCCACAACCCCAACGUCGUACACAUGGAGUUUGGCUUGUGCUAAACUUGAUGCACUUGAACAGUGGUUCGCGACCGCAUCAAAUCUCAACGCGUUUUCGCACAUCUCUCACACCUUCACACAUGAAUCCCUAGACAAUGCUACUUACUCGGACGCUCUGAAAGAAAUAACAUUCAACAUUGCCUGGCUCAAGCAAGUGGGCAUAUGGAACGCCAAUAGGUUCAGUGCAAGUGGUCUCAUCCCGCCCGCCAUUACCGGACUUCACAACGGAGACGCCAUACGGGCAUGGAUGACCAACGGAGUCUCCAACAUCAAGUAUGUGGUGGGAGACAAUACCCGCCCAGUGCUGUUGAAUACUCAAAACCCAUUCUGGCCGCUCAUAACCACACUCACUGCGAACGGGUAUGACGGUCUAGUGAUCGUGCCUCGAUGGGCAACUACCAUCUAUUACAAUUGUGAUUUACCGGCAUGUACUUUGGCCGAAUGGAUCAAUACGUCUGCAGGCAGUGGAACUUUUGACAACCUUCUUGCAGACGCUAAAGCAACGAACACCCGGCAUCUUCUCGGGUUGCAUUGGGACCCGUACAUGUUCCAUCAAGCAAACCUAAGGCAGACCGACGUCGCAAGCACCGUAGUAAACGGAAGCUCACAACAGCUCUCUUUGCUUCAAAUAUGGGUUGAGACUGUCGUCGCAGAGAUGACAAGACUCGUCACCUGGCCAUUCAUCACUUUAAAGCACGAUGAUCUCGCCCUGCAAUUCGUCAAUCGCCAGACACGCGAUAAUUGCAACCCUAACAUCAAUUACAACCUCUCAAAGGACGGCAAGUCAAUCAUUAGCGUGACAGUCACCGCCAACGACAAUACCUGCGCGACGACGAUUCCCGUAACCUUCCCCGGCCCCGUCACGUCGACUAGCGGCGCGACCACGGAGCAGGUCGGAACGGAUCCUCUGACGCUUUGGGUCACGAUGAGCGGGUCCGCCCGUACGUACACCCUGACGACGGCGAUCCAGUUGUAGAGGCAUCUCCUACAUUUCCUAUUCGCGGGUCCUCGAGAGUUUGGCUUGGCGCUGGGUAUGCAAUUUCUCCGGCAUCAUCGUAUCGCCAUGUCUGCAAUAGUGGGCAGGGGAAAAGUCUGAGUGGGGUGUCAAAAUAUAAUUCAGAAACUAUAAAAUGGAAUUCAAGUAACUACCAAACCGGAU
Messenger RNA from Mytilinidion resinicola, 2265 nucleotides. RefSeq lists its product as uncharacterized. NCBI's taxonomy places the organism in Eukaryota, Fungi, Ascomycota, Dothideomycetes, Mytilinidiales, Mytilinidiaceae. The record is from RefSeq and is a predicted model, not a curated record. The transcript is spliced from 5 exons. Bases 1 to 2082 code for a protein of 693 amino acids.